This is a messenger RNA of Conger conger (European conger), 2920 nucleotides long. RefSeq names its product adenylate kinase 3 (gene ak3). The record is from RefSeq and is a predicted model, not a curated record. Gene Ontology annotation, cellular component: cytoplasm; mitochondrion. Gene Ontology annotation, biological process: nucleobase-containing compound metabolic process. Gene Ontology annotation, molecular function: ATP binding; AMP kinase activity. Bases 980 to 1732 code for a protein of 250 amino acids. NCBI's taxonomy places the organism in Eukaryota, Metazoa, Chordata, Actinopteri, Anguilliformes, Congridae. The transcript has 5 exons.
UAUAAAUCAAUCAUGUAAUUCCUUUUAAAAAUGCAUUUAUAUUCUUGCUACUCUUUAAAUAAUAUAUACAUUUACUGUGUAAUACAUAUUUAGGAGCCUGACGGGGCAGUAUGACGCCCCCUCUACCUUCGUGUCAUCUUUCAUUAGCAUCAAUUUUUCUUGGUGAUCCAUCAUAUCUUGGUGACCCUGUUUCACUGCUCAGACCAGUUAAGUCACGUUGUUAAUGACACCACAGACAAGGGUUCCAAAGGAUUACAAAGUCCUCCUGCAGUGGACACCAUGAAACCUUUUUUUUCCCCCAGGAUAAUAAAACAUCUCAGCGUAAGUGUUUAACGAUUGUGAAGAACCAUGGAAAAUAAUAUUAUAUUAUUUUGUUCUUUAUAAUAUAUUUGACAAUCUAUCUCCUUAAAAUAUUAAAAAUAAUUGUUUUUAUUUAAAAAAAUAGCCUACAGCUGAAGGAUCCAAACGAUGUACCACUCUGCCUCAAUUGGUCGGCAAUGUAUCUUAGGUAGCCUACAUACGAGCAAGUGUGUCGCGUAGGAAGUGCUCUAAAAUAAAUGCACAGAAAUGUUUUACUUUACGCUGUGGCUCCAUCAGGCUCAUUUGAGCCCAAAACAAAAGAUAUGCAGAACACAACAGUGUGAUUACUGAACCGUGUGUCCUCGUAUGCCCUUCAUGGCAAGCUACUUCUACAGCAAGCAUUCACGCGUCUGCAAGAAACUUCCUGGAACGCAACCGAUUCUCCUCCCUCGCCUCCGCCUCGCUGGAAGGUCUCAAAAAACAGACGUGAAAAAAACGAGAUUAGUUCUGGAGACUCUAGUAAGGAAGAGAAGUGGAUGCCACGUCAGGUACAGGCGGGUUCUGCAAGGUUCCAUUGGACAUAAAGCAUUUUACUGUAUUUUUUUUAAAGAACGCAGAGGGUGUUUUAAAUGGGAGCAUCUUCAGCUUUUCAUUUAUUGUUUUAAAAUAUAGUCUGGAAAUGGUUUUGCGCGUUCUAUUUCGAGCUGUUAUCAUGGGGCCGCCCGGUUCGGGAAAAGGAACUGUGUCUGGUCGUAUAAGAAAAAGUUUCGAACUGAAACACAUUUCAAGUGGGGACAUUCUGAGGACCAACAUUAACGCCAAGACGGAGAUCGGACUCCUGGUGAAGUCCUGUAUUGACCAGGGCCAUUUGAUCCCUGAUGACAUCAUCACCCGUCUCAUCCUGUUCGAGCUACGCAAAGCGGAGCAGAGCAGUUGGCUGCUGGAUGGUAAAAGCACAGAUUCUCUGCAGUGGCAGCUUAAUGGAAUUACUGUGAUAUUACUGUUUCUCUUCAACUGGGGUUUCCCCCGCACUGUGCGUCAGGCCGAGGCCCUGGACGAGGCCUACAGCGUCGACACCGUCAUCAACCUGAACGUGCCCUUUCAGACCAUCAAAGAGCGCCUCACGUCUCGCUGGCUCCACCUGCCCAGCGGCAGAGUCUACAACACCGACUUCAACCCGCCCAAAAUCCCUGGUCUUGACGAUGUCACUGGCGAACCCUUAGCGCAGAGGGACGAUGACACCCCAGAGACUGUCACAAAGAGACUACAUGCCUACGAGACCCAGACCGAGCCGGUCCUGGAGUACUACAGAAGCAAGGGUGUUCUGGAGACCUUUUCAGGAACUGAAACCAACAAAAUCUGGCCUCAUGUUCACACCUUCCUGUCUGGGAAAGUGGGGUCUGUAAACCAUAAGGCCGCUGGGAAGGUCUAGAGCCAUUGGAGCCAAAAUGGAGUCAAUCGUCUCACAAUGUGACAUUUCGGAGCACGAAAGAGGGGGGAGGGUAGUGUCUUUGCGCUACCAGUUAAGGGUUAAGAAAAGUGGAGCGUUGUCAAGUGGUUGGCAGAGGGGUUCAUAAAGGAGACAUAACGGAGAUGAUAAGGAGGAAUAAAGGAAUAUGAUGAGGUGAAUGGGCUUCUUAAUCAGUGGGAAAUGUGUAGAAGGAAGUCAACGUUGAUGCGUUAACGGUACACUCCAGUGUACCGUUAACACUCCUGAUAGCUGUAUACAAUGGGAACGUGAUCAAAGCAACGUUAUGCUAAUUCCCUUGGUCUUAAUGAAAUAUUUUUUUAUUUGUGUCAUAAUUUUGGAGUGAGAAGUAGAGCUUUAUUUUGCAUUAAUAUUGCCUUAGCUUACCUUGUUCCUGAGAAGGUUGCACUUGCAUUGUAUUAUGAUUGUAUUUAACUGUGAAAACUGCUUCUUAAUGACCACAUUCAGAAAAAUCUCAAGUCUUUCCUAGAUGCCAAACCUAUAUUUUUGCUUAAUGAAGGCAGCUAAACGUAUUAAGCGGUAAAUUACUUCCACUGGAGUGGAGUCAUAUUAGGGAAUUUUAAUAAUAUUCAAAUAAUUUAAUCAACCCUCUAUAACCUUCAGUUGGAAAAUGCUGAAGCAUGAGUUGGCUAGCUGUACUCAACAUACUUUCAAUUAAAUAAAUUGCACAUGCACUAGUCUUACAAGGGAUAGGGGAUGUUAAUAGGUCUUAAUUAAAGUGCAUUAUAGAGGUUUUAUGUUGUUAUGCAUUUUAACAAAAUUAUGAAAGUGUUCAAAGAGACCCAUGUGUUUCACCUGUUUAAUUUAGCCAGUUGAGCUUUUUUUGACAUUCACCAUGUUUGCCUGUCAGGUUUGUUAUAAUUGUUAAUGCUGCCUAUAAUUCAGAUUUUAUUGAUUUUUUGAUUUAUUGAUUUUUGAGAACGUGUUCUUAUUAAACUAUUUCAGCCAGGCCUUAAAAUACUGAUUCAUAUUUAUUGUAUAUUUAGUAUUACAUAUUUGUAUUUUAUAUUUCUCAUCGGAGUUACAGGCAUUCUUUUUCAAGUACCUGAUGUAUUUCCUUGAAUUGAAAAUGAGACCACUUGAUACAAAGUCUACUUUUCUAGUACAUAAAAAUUUUCAAUCAUGGAUAAA